This is a messenger RNA of Hyla sarda, 1498 nucleotides long. RefSeq names its product activation induced cytidine deaminase (gene AICDA). Gene Ontology annotation, molecular function: RNA binding; cytidine deaminase activity. Bases 246 to 836 code for a protein of 196 amino acids. Lineage: Eukaryota; Metazoa; Chordata; Amphibia; Anura; Hylidae. Gene Ontology annotation, biological process: cytidine to uridine editing. Gene Ontology annotation, cellular component: nucleus; cytoplasm. The transcript is spliced from 4 exons. The record is from RefSeq and is a predicted model, not a curated record.
UGAUUGGUUGCUAUGGGCAACUCAGCAACUUUUCCUCUGGACAGGUUUUAGGAAAUCUCCCCCCAGUGUUUUCCUACACUCUUUUUUGUAUUUAGAGCUGGUGUAUGUGCACCAAAUGUAUCAACACUUGGAACAGCACAUACCAAAGGGGGAAAAGAUCACUUCAGUACACCUCUUUAGUUAAAAUGGCGUGAGUAGAGUCUGCUGACCUUUCCAAGCCGCCCUGCCCACGGCGUGUUAGGAGUAUGCUACUGAAGCGUAACAAGUUCCUGUACCACUACAAGAACCUUCGCUGGGCCCGAGGACGGCACGAGACUUACCUGUGUUACAUUGUCAAGCGCCGCUACAGCUCAGUCUCCUGCGCCAUGGAUUUCGGUUAUCUGCGCAAUCGGAGUAACUGCCAUGCCGAGAUCCUGUUCCUACGAUACCUGUCCCUCUGGCUGGGGCACGAUCCAAACAGGGCCUUCCGGGUCACCUGGUUCAGCUCGUGGAGCCCAUGCUGUGACUGCGCGAGGCGCACUGCUGAGUUUCUCCUUAAUCACCCUAACCUGACCCUCCGCAUCUUCAGCGCCAGACUGUACUUCUGUGAGGAGCGCAACGCCGAGCCGGAGGGUCUGCGGAAACUGCAGAAAGCAGGGGUAAGACUGGCGGUAAUGAGUUACAAAGACUACUUUUACUGUUGGAACACCUUUGUGGAGACCCGGGAACGAAGAUUUGAGGCUUGGGAUGGCUUGCACGAAAACUCAGUGAGACUCUCAAGGAAACUGAGGCGUAUCUUAGAGCCGCCCUAUGACAUGGAAGACUUACAUGAAGCAUUCGAUCUUCUGGGCCUAUAGGGGGUCAUAGCAAACCAGAUGUAACAGGAGCUAAAUCCAGGCCCAAGAGCUAGAAGGAGAAACGUCACCCAAAGUCAUCAUAAAACCCUCAUACAGAUGAAGUCCUAGGGGAUCAAUUAUCACUUCCAACAUCCUCUGAUCAGACAAUAACUGGUGUCACUGACGUCCUGAGGAUCAUCACAGGGCAGGAAAAUAACAAAAUUCAGGAACAAAAAGACAAUAUGCAAUACCACUUGUGACCACUAUGUGGGGCACUGAGACCUUUUUUCUAUUCUGUAACAUAGUAAUAUAAAAUUCAGUAUAAUGAAUAGAACUAUUUAUAACAUCUUAAUCAGGGGUCAAGUCCUGAGAAAAAAGGUAAGGGAACUCGCCCAAGAUUUCCACUCAAGGGCUGGUCCUGCAGGACUCCUGCUAAUGGGAAUGAGGAUCCUGAUGUGGAAAAAGUGCAGGAACUCAGUUCCCACACGUUCCUGCAGGACUUAAGCCCUGAUCCUAGUACAAUAUGCCAGGAUGGGGAAUUAUGUGCUAUUUAUCUGUGUCUAUAGAGAGAAAGUCCACUCACUUAGUAUUAUAGUAGUUAUAUUCUUGUAUAUAGGAGCAGUAUUAUAGUAGUUAUAUUCUUGUAUAUAGGAGCAGUAUUAUAGUAGUUAUAUUCUUGUAUA